Messenger RNA from Galleria mellonella (greater wax moth), 6201 nucleotides. It is a transcript of the gene Lpin, whose product is annotated as phosphatidate phosphatase LPIN2. The record is from RefSeq and is a predicted model, not a curated record. The transcript has 17 exons. Lineage: Eukaryota; Metazoa; Arthropoda; Insecta; Lepidoptera; Pyralidae. Gene Ontology annotation, molecular function: transcription coactivator activity; phosphatidate phosphatase activity. Gene Ontology annotation, biological process: fatty acid catabolic process; cellular response to insulin stimulus; positive regulation of transcription by RNA polymerase II. Gene Ontology annotation, cellular component: nucleus. The coding region runs from base 421 to 3474 and encodes 1017 amino acids.
GAAUUGAAGCUAUGUCGGCUUACUCUUUACACGCGUCGCACGGGGCACCUCGCUCGCAAACUUGCACUCGCAGUAUAAUGGUGGGAUUGCUGCGAUCACGACGUGCCGGUUUACAUUAAAUACAUAUUACGGUGACGCUAUGCGAAUAACAGCUGACAAAGGCAAUUGUUGACAAAGACUUGUAGAUAUCUGUGACUUAAGAAUAAAUUAAUGCCAGUGUUACAGCUUUGGAUAAAGGUUUUCUGAGGCUGAUUUUCUGUGUUAAGGAUACGUGCUGUGGCUACAUAACUUCAAUUGUUUGAAAAUGGGUUAACAUAUAAAUGAAUGGACCCUGUAGUCAAUUUUAAAGAGUCAACUGUCACUGCGAAUAGAGAAUUAGUGAAUUAUUUCAUCAAAAGAGUAUUAAACUAAUAACUAGCCAUGUAUUCUAUGAACUAUAUCGGCAAGUUCAUUGCGAACUUUCGUGAGUUCUACAAUGAAAUUAACGGGGCGACGCUGACUGGUGCUAUUGAUGUGGUGGUAGUGGAACAAGCUGAUGGAAGCUUCACAUGCUCACCGUUCCACGUCCGUUUUGGAAAGCUGGGUGUGCUGCGCUCCAGAUUCAAAGUGGUGGACUUAGAGCUAAAUGGCGAGCCCCUGAACAUCCACAUGAAGCUCGGUGAAUCGGGUGAAGCUUUCUUCGUGGAGGAAGUAGGUGAGGACGAGGCAGAGUGUUCUGCACAUCUCGCCACUUCGCCGAUUCCCGCAGCUCGAUUUGACGAAUUAUAUGAGCCCAGACGUCGAAACUCACUCUCUGCUGUAGAACCUGAUCAUGGCCAAGCAUCAGAUUACACAAAGCGAAGAUAUACUGCAGAUGGGCAAACUAUGCAGAAACCUAACUUAAGUACCCUAACAAAAAAAGUGAACCAAGAAGAAAAAUCUGGUAAUGAUACUGAACACGAUGCUCUGUUCGAAAUGGAAGGUUUCGAUGAGACUUCAUCAGAUCAAACUGAUGGUAGAACACCAAAAACCUUUGCAGCAGCUAAAUUAGGGGGAGCAGAGAGUGAAGCUAGCCAGACCGUGCAAAAAAUUAGCGCGCACAAUGACUUCCGACCAAUAGAGGCCGCCCCCUCUAACCAAGAAGAAUUAAAGCAAAAUGGAAACGGUAAAAAGAAAAAGAAGACAAGGAAAGUGAGCUCCAAGAAAAAACACCAAAGGAAAUCUUCAACUAGUUCGAUUUCUAGUCAGUCUGAUAGAGCCGGCUCCGACCAGCGGAGUUCGCAACCGACAAGUAUCCCCAAUGUCCACGACAUCAACUUCUUCAGCGACAGUGAAGUAACUGCUGCAACACUGAGUGAAGAGAUGUCAAACCUCAACCUGAACGGCGACAACCGCAUCCCGAUGGCGUUGUCCGACACAGCAUUUGAGGUGCACGCCGCCUCGAGACAUGCCAGAGGUUCCCGUGGAGGCACCCCAGUGCAGUCCGACACGGAGGUGGAACUAACGCGAACUACGGCCGGUGACAAGUCGUCCCAGUCGUGGAGGUGGGGCGAGCUGCCGGAGCCGCCGGUGCGGACGGUGGAGUCCCCGGUGACGUCCGCGUCGCCCGCGUCGCCCGCCUCACCCGCUGAGCCCGCCUCGCCCACGGAGCCGCUCAGCUCGGACGAGGAGCGGCCUGGCCGCCGGGGCGUCCUCAGCGGCAUGUUCCGGUUCAUGUCGACCCGCGAGGCGAGCAGCGAUGUCGCCGAAGGUGUCUACCUUGAUGACCUGGACAGAGGGCAGGUUGACCCAGAUCUCUAUUUCCCGAAACACCACACCGAUCGUUAUCGUACUGGAAUGCCAAAUGCCACAAUGGUCCCAGCCGGGCCAACAGAAGAAGAGUAUGAGUCCGGCAACGGUCCCUCGCUGCCACAGUCCCCGGCGUCACUAGAUCCGCCCACGCUCGACUCCGAUGACGAUGAGAAACUUCUUGCCAAGCUGGUGUCCAGGGGUGCGGUGGAGGUGUACGUGCGCGAGGAGAUGGUGUCGCGCGCGCUGCCGUUCGAGGAGUUCUGCGCGCGCGGCGCCAGCCUAGCGGGCGAGCGCGACGGCCGCCUGCUGGUGCGGCUCGGCGGCCGCCUGCUGCCCUGGCGCAGCGCCGGCCCGCUGCUGCUCUCGCUGCUGGCCUACAGGCGACCACUGCCCACUCGAGUGAUGGAGGAGUUAGAGAAGGGUACCGAUAAAGAAGGCGUAGAGUCGCAGUCGCGAGCGGCGGACAGCGCCGCCAAGCCGCGCGGCUACUCGUGGUGGAGCUGGCGGCGAUCCAAUGCGGAAGCGAAGCGUAAUGAGUCUUUACCAUCUACUCAUGAGGCUAAAGGAAACAGUUUGGAAGGAACAGAGACAGCAGAAUCAAAAGAACCAGUGGCUAAUGUAGAAAAAUUGGCUGAAGGGGAGAAAGUAGAAGUUACUAACAUUGACGAAAUAGUUGAACCUAGCACAUCUACGGUAGCUAAUGUAAUCGAUCCUGUGACAAUAGACAAUAAGAAAACACAAGACCAUGGAGGAGAUCGACAAGAACAUAGUUCAUCGGAAUCGGACCAAGAGGGCCAAGAACAAAGGCCCAUGCGCCGACAUUCUACUUUCCGUAAAUCUCUUAGAUUGUCAUCUGAACAAAUUAAAAAUCUGAACCUACGUGAGGGUAUGAACGAGAUGGUGUUCAGUGUAACAACAGCGUAUCAGGGCACGACUAGGUGCAAGUGUAACGUCUUUCGCUGGCGGUACGAUGACAAGAUCGUAAUCUCAGAUAUUGAUGGCACAAUCACCAAGUCAGACGUUUUAGGACACAUUUUUCCACUGGUGGGCAAGGACUGGGCGCAAUCAGGUGUUGCUCAGCUUUUCACUAAAAUCAAGAACAACGGCUACCAAUUGUUGUAUCUCUCGGCCCGUGCCAUUGGACAGGCAAGGGUAACUCGCGAGUAUCUGCGUUCUAUCAGGCAGGGUGAGGUGUGUCUGCCGGAUGGGCCGCUGCUCCUAAACCCCACGUCGCUUUUGCGUGCCUUCCAUCGCGAGGUAAUUGAGAAGAAGCCUGAGGAGUUCAAGAUACAAUGCCUCGCAGACAUUAAGGCAUUGUUCCCACAAGGAUCAAAUCCUUUCUAUGCUGGAUACGGCAAUAGAGUAAACGACGUGUGCGCUUAUCAAGCAGUUGGCAUUCCGAUCGUGAGAAUUUUCACUAUCAACUACAAAGGCGAACUGAAACACGAACUCACUCAGACAUUCCAAUCGACUUACAACGUGCAAAGUAACAUGGUUGAUGAUUUCUUCCCGCCACUGAAACGUGAUAAUGUUAUUAAAUCUAGCUCAAGCCUUAGGUACUCUCACAUGUCGGUGAUGGUAGACCAGGUGUUCCCCCCUGCUCUCUGCGAGCCCAGUGAUGAGUUCUCGCAGACAAUAUUCUGGCGUGAACCACUACCUGAGAUUGAACUGCCGCCCACCACUCCGCUUGUAUCCAAACAUUAACUAGUUGAAGAGCAUGAAUUACUUAAACUGUACCAUUCUCAAAUGAAAUAGGAGUUCAAUGUAAUCUAAGAUGAGAUAAUAGUAAUAAUGUUGGAUAUAUCUUACAUUUUUGUUGUCUCGACGAAUAUUUGUUACAAGUUGCACACACACACACACAAGCAAUAUAAAACACAAUAUUCGAAUAUAUUAUGAAUAUCUCUGCUAAUUCCCAAUUGGGGAAAAGCGUGACGAUAUAGUUAAAAGAUUAUUAUGGGAAGAAAAAACAUUUGAAAAUGUAUAAUCAACUAAAGUAUUUCUUUUAUCGAAAACAAUCACGUGAUAAAACACAGGGCUGAUCAUAAAAGUAAUGAAGAUAAAUACAUUUUAUUAAACAAAAACAACACAUAAAGUCCUACUCUCAGAAACAUUUCGGCCAAAUUACGUCACAUAUAGAUUAAUUCAACAAGAAAAUUUCACAGCUAGUUAACAAGACCAGUCGAAAUUUAAUGAAAAUUACCAACUUGAAUUUUUACCAAAGUGUGAACAGUUUCAUAUAAAUUAUUCUGAACUCCUGCGGGUUUGACGGUUCAGUUUAUCUUGCGCAGUGGUAACGAAAACGUAGUCAAUUUUUCUUACACUAGAUUAACGAAACGGUGGUGCAAUUUUUUCCAAGUACAAGUAAUAUGGAAUAAAAUGAGGGCAUAUUUUGUAUGCGACUAGUAACGAACAAGGGUCAGAUAUUUACGUCAAUUGAACGCGCACGUUAAAAACAAUAUAAUGUUGUUGUUUAUAAUGGAAUCAUUAAAACUUCACGUUUACAUUCAUUUACGAGUUUUCGAUUGUCUUAAAUACCGUUAGCUUCUACCAUAAUUCUAUUAUUUCAAGUUGCAUGAAAAACAAACUGACAGAGGUAGAUUACUGUGUGCGAAACUGUAAAAAAAGUUGCAGUUUAUAUAAAUUUACAUUUUGCAUAAUAUUUGUACAUGCGCAUUUUUUACGUCAUUUUAGAUACUAAAUAAUGUUCACGAAAUUAAUCAUCUCUGCAUUAAUACAAAACAACGAUAAGUACGAUUAAUCAUCUUGUCAUUGUUCUUAGAGUCAUUAUAAUAAUAAUGUCAUUGAAUUUUUUAUUCAAUGUUUGCUAUGAUUAAUUUCAUUUUAAAUUUAAUGGCAUCGCUGCUUCUAUUGUAGGUCGUUUACGAUAAACAUUAUUGGUCGUUAAUAUUUUUAUGAUCGGCCCUGCUGCUAUCGAAAACCAUCAGUUUGGAUUUGUAGUGCUUUAAAUGAAUUUAUUUUGAUAGUUUCAAAUUUUCAAAAAUAAAAAUAGCUUAUAUACCAUGCCAAAUAUAAUUAUAAUCUAUCAUAUUUUCAUAUUUGCAGUUUGAUCACGAUCUAUAUUUUUAAAUUUAUAUUUAUAAUCACACCACCGAUACAUUUAAUCAUUAAAUAUACUUAGAAAGUAGGUACAUGGCUCUAUAAUGUAGUAGUGACCAUUAAAAAAUAGUAAACAUAAUGUUCCUGCUACACACAAUAUAGGUUCAAGCAAUCAUUCUUUCAUUGUGCAUGUGAUUUUUGAGUAUAUUAUUUUGUAGGGAUUGAACAGUAAUAUAAUAGGGGAAAAUCAUAAACCAUAAAUGAGUUUGUGUGGUGAAUAUGCUGUGAUAAAGUGAUCUCCCAUUAUUCACAGUCGAUAAUUAGUACAAGAAUUGCGCUUUCGCCAAACAACUAUAAUAAUUUAUGCUUCAAUCAUAGAUAUAAAUCUAUCUAUAAGGGGCCUAGUAAGAUUGCUAAUCGCUGCAAUUGGAGGCUUUGAUGUUUUCAGACACCUUGUUUUUAGAUAGGUAACCUUCUGACUAAGUAGAAAAUUCGCGACUGGAUACGCCUAUUAUCCUUGUCCAGAAUUUUCUGCUAAUGUGUUGUUAGCCUUAUAAUUAUGUUAACUCAUAAACACUAUCAAGAUCUACUAUUUAUUUAGUCAUAGAUAGUAGUAUAGACAUUUUUGGCGUUGGUGUACAUAACAUCUCGUUAAUAAACACAUUCCUACAAAUACAUACCUACUUGACACAUGUACAACCAUGUUAACUAGGUACGACAAACUGCUAUACCUGUUUGUGCAAUAUAAAAAUAUAUUACAUUCUCUAUAUAAAGACUAUAAUUGCUUGCAAAAAUAAUUAACAAUUAUUAUUACGUGGCGUCUUUGUCAAUAAUUGUACUAGGUAAAUGUCGAUAAACUUUUUCGAUAGGGAAUUAGUUUUGCACGAAUGCUGAAUUCAUUGUUAGCUUAUAAUGUUGUAAUAGGUGUGUAUUACAAGACUGUUUAUUCCGCAGCUGUAAUGACAAAUAUCGUUAGGAAUUUAAGUUUUUUUGUGGAUGUUAACCGUCUUUUGAUUUUGCCGAUUGUGCAAGCUGUGAUGUCGUCGACUGAUAAAACAAUGCUUUAUUUUUAUACUGUGAUUUCUUGUUUGUAUGAGUGCUAAGUUAUCAUUGUGUUAAAAAUACAUUCACACAUUAUGUUGAUAAAUAUAUAUAUAUAUAUAUAUAGAGGCGUAGCUUCUGUUAGAUACAUAGUUUUAUAUGAUUUUUAAAAUACUAAAUAGUGAAAUAUAAUUUCUUUAUGACUUUACAUUAAGUUAAUUAAAGAUUGUUUAGAAAAUAUUAAUUGCAGAUUCCAUCUGAUUAAAAUUUGGUAUUUUUAUAAUGUAAUUUAUUAUUUUCUCUGUGAUUGUUUUAAUAAAUAUUUUAGCAAUG